UUGAUUUUCUAAAAAAUGAUUUCCUAAAAAUACAAUGACAAAAGCAAAAGAAAGCAUGGAGAACAAGGAGCCGACGGCUAAAAUUGAGUCGUCUGGUACUCACACAAGAAAGUGCAUGGUGUACUUGCUUAAUGGACAAGAAUUUCAAUGCAAUGUACAGAGAAAUGCAAAUGGAUCACAACUUCUUCAGCAGAUUCGUGAAUUAUUGGAUAUAAUUGAAUUUGAUUAUUUUGGAUUAUAUUUUGAAGAUUCAGCGCAUCAUAAAUACUGGCUCGAAUCCGAAAAAUCAAUUAAAAAACAAUUGAAAAAUAGCCCAUGGAAGUUUAAUUUGUCUGUCAAAUUCUAUCCGUCUGACCCUUCACAGCUGGCGGAAGAUGUAUCAAGAUAUUACAUGGUGCUUCAAUUGAGAGAUAAUAUUGUUUCUGGAAGGUUACCGUGCUCAUUUGUCACUCAUGCUCUCCUCGGAUCAUUUGUUGUGCAAUCUGAGCUUGGAGAUUAUGAUGAGUCAGUUAUGAAAGGAAACUAUGUUUCUGGAUUUCAAUUUGCUCCAAAUCAAACCAAUGCAUUGGAGGACAAAGUCAUUGAACUUCACAAGACUCAUAAGGGUUUGACUCCAGAAGCGGCAGAAUUAGCUUUCCUAGAAAAUGUGAAGAAACUUCCACUCUAUGGCGUGGAUUUGCAUGCAGUCAAGGAUUCUGAAGAUGUUGAUCUUAUGCUCGGAGUAAGCUGGAGUGGAUUAAGAGUAUACAGGGACCAAGUACAAAUCAGUCGCUUUGCAUGGCCAAGAAUCCUAAAAAUAUCAUAUGUUAGGACCAAAUACUACGUCAGAAUGAGACCAGUUGAUGACCAAGCCGCAGAAAGCGUAAUUGGAUUCAAGCUGCCCAAUCACAGGGCUGCAAAAAAGUUGUGGAAAUCGAGUGUUGAGCAUCAUACAUUUUUCAGAAUGACCAGACCUGAAAUACCAAAAAGUAAACUAAUUCGAACUGGAUCGACCUUUAGAUAUCACGGUCAAACUCAACACCAAACCAGAAAAAUUGUUGCGACAACGACUCGUAAAAACGUUCCAAAAAUACAAAGAACAGCAAGCAGACGAUCGUAUGUGGGAAGUGACAAAUCAAGACAGAAUAAAACGUCAACAAGUGAUGGUGCUUCACCACCUGAGCUACCAAAAAAAGAACACACAACCACAACUACAACCGAAGUUGUAACUGUUACUGAGGAAAUUAUUACAGAAAAAGCAAAGGAACCCCCAAAACCAAAAACAGAAGUUAUAGAAGAAGUAACAACCACAGAAGAAACUGUUGAAAUUCAGGUUGUAAAGUCGCAGAGAUCGGAAGCCUCCAAGUCUCGUACUUCUUCGUCUUCAUCUUUGUCGAGUAGCGAUGACGGGACAGACAGACUCACAAGGCAUCAAAGAAAAGUCCACAAAAUGAAACAGGAUGAUGAACUGGUUGAAACGACCACCGAGAAGGGUAAAUUUUUGCAAGAACCACCCCCUGGUAGUAAUGGCUCUUCAGAAUGGGAUGUGAGGUUGCAAGCCUCGCCAACUAAAUAUACGGAUGCCAGUACUGAAUCAACACCAAAUGAUGAAGAAAAAAUUGAAGAUGAGAUCGAAACACAGGACCGCCAUCAUGUUACUACCACAGUUGUUACUACUAUCACUACAGAAGUUGUUCAAGAUAGUUCUACUAAAGAUGAAAAAGAAGAAUCGUCAUCUUCUAGUAGCGAGGAGGAACAGGAGGAGAAAGAAGUUUCUGAAGAGAAGAAGCCUUUGCCAGAUUUUGUGCCUGUUGUUGAGCCCGUUACUGCCGAUAGCUCAAGCUCAAGUUCAUCGGAAUCUGAUGAAGAGAAGGAAGAAGAACCAGAGGAUUUUGAUUAUAAACAAGAAACUGAAAAGCUUGUAGAUCACGAAACAGAGCAUAAUUUCUCUGCAACAACCACAGUAGUUCACACUGAAUAUCAUGUCACAGAAACUGUCAUCAAAAAUCCUCAUGUUGAAGAGGAUGCUCCUACUCAUGCUCAAGAAGAGGAGGAAGAUAAAGUAGAACCUCGAAAGGAGGAGACAGUCUUAGAAGAACCUAUUGAGAAAGAUUCAUCUUCUUCUUCGAGUUCAGAGUCAACUUCAAGUUCUGAGAGUGAUAGUGAUGAUAUAACUCCAGAGGUUAAAGAGCAAGAUGAAAAAUCGGAAGAGGAAGAAGGAGUGAGUAAUGAAAACAACAACAACAAUACGGAAGAAGUUAAUCGUUCAGAAGCAAUUGUCGUAUCUCAGAACGUAAUCACGACAGUGGAAACAAAGUCUGUUCGUGUUGAGGAUGUUGUGAUACCACGAGAAGAUAACGAAGUUCAUAGAGUUGCUCUCACUGCCGAUGGAGAAAACAAUGUGACAGUGACAGAAACUCCUCGAUCGAGCUCAAGUUCGUCAUCUUCUUCGUCAUCGUCAUCAUCAAAAAGUAGUUCUAGUUCGAGUGACUCCGAACCUGAGCCAGAACCAGAAGAGGAUACGCAGACUUCAAUUACAAAUGGAUUCAAGCCACCAAUUGUUAAGACGGAAGCAGUCUAUGUGGAACCGACUGAAGAAGAAAAACCAGAAGUUACGACUAUGCCACCUGUAGUUCACACUGAAACAAAGACAAUCACUUAUGAAUCAAACUUUCAUCAACCGGAUGUCAUAGAAACUGGAAAUGAUGUUCAACUUCUCAGUAGCCAAACUAUAACUUCAGAGACGUUGUCAUCGGUAACCACAACACAUAUCACCAAGACUGUUGUCGGAAGCGUGAGUGAAACCAGAGUAGAAAAGAGUAUUGUACUCACUGCCGAUGGAGAUGCUGAUUUGCAUGAGGCCGUGGCGAGAGCUAUGAAAGACACACAAGAAAGUGACCCUAAUGUGAGCAUUACCAAGGUCGUAGUUCACGAGGAGAAGGUCGUCGAGAACUCUUAAAGGAAUUGGAAGGUGCUGCAGCUGGAAAUUGGUGCAUCAUAGCUUAGAAAUCAAGCAUGGCCAAGUUAAAUCGAUUUCAUAUUUGAAGAAUUUAUGCAUUAUUUGCACGCCUGUCCCUUUUGGGUCAAAUAUCAUACCAAAUAUGCCACUACGUGGGGUUUAUUAUUCACCCCACUCACUCUUUCAUUGUGUUUUUUAGCAUUUUUUGGUGAAAUCGAAUUUGCGUAAAUUUUUGACCAAGCAGUUUUUUUCGGUUUUUAUUAGAAAUCAUAUUUUUGUGUAGAAUAGCUUUUAAUGAUCUGAUUUAAAUUUUUUUUCUUAAUUUUUGCUAACGCAGACAGUACAAUUGACAAUUUCAUAAUAAUUUGCUUUUUUGAGAGUAAAGUCCAAUUAGGUAUUUUGUCCAAAAAACAUUACUUAUAUACUGUCGAAAUUUUGUUGAAAUAGAGCAAAUUUUGGCAAAAUAGCCAUUGCGUUUUUAGGAAAAAAUUAUUUCAUCAUUCUUAAAUAUAAAUUUAUUCCUUUUUCUGAACUAGAUGUCUUUUCUCAGAAAUAUGAUACACUUUUUUGCAUGGAACAAUUUCCAAAGUUAUUUUUUUUAAAUUUCUGUGAUGUUUUAGGGCUUGAUUUACAAAAAAAAGUUGUAGGUUUUUAUAUUGGAUUAUAAAACCAUUAACCCACUAUGAAUCAAAUUUUUCAAGUUAAAAAAAAAUGUUUUGGGGCUUUCAGCAUCACUUUUUGGUUGUGUAGGCAAAGUCGUUUUUUUCCAAAUCUGAUAGUUUUUUUCAUUAUGCUUAAUCACAAUCUGAACAUCCCUAACGAUGGGAUUUAUACUUAAUUUAAAAUUGAUAUUGCAUAAUUAAUUAGGAUUGUUCGCUUAUUACAACAAGCCUACUGCUUAUUUGUAUCUUGCGCUUGCUUUUGCAUUAAAAUCAAGAUAAUUACAACAAUGCUUAAGUGAUAUU
Messenger RNA from Styela clava, 3903 nucleotides. Its product is annotated as band 4.1-like protein 2. Gene Ontology annotation, cellular component: plasma membrane; cytoskeleton. Gene Ontology annotation, molecular function: actin binding; structural molecule activity. The record is from RefSeq and is a predicted model, not a curated record. Lineage: Eukaryota; Metazoa; Chordata; Ascidiacea; Stolidobranchia; Styelidae. Gene Ontology annotation, biological process: actomyosin structure organization.